CCGACUUUGCCGUUACGGUUUGUUUCAUUCCCACCAAAAGAACCUUUGUGUUGUAUUUCACGGAAACUUAAUUAAUACCCUAAUCUCUAAGUCUGAAUCCGCUUUCUCUUUUCUGUCCAAACCCUAAUUCGUUGAUCCUGCAGAGAGGUAAUUAAGGUUACAAUCCUCUUGGUGGAUUUUGACUGUUUCUUGGCAAUUAAAGAAACUGUUAAACUUUGCUGCAAAUUGGAUUAUUUUGGGCAAUUUUUCUCUUUUUGCUGUUCAGAAGGGUGAAGAAUUAAUCUAUGAUGGUUAGUACAAAGAUGAUGGUUAUCAGCAUGGUUAUGAAGCUGAUGGUUAUAGAUGCAUCAGACACAAAUGAUGUUUACGAUCCUUGCUCAGACACCAAAGUUGCGAAACUAGAUGGAUUUACUUUCGGAAUUGCAAUUUCUUCAAAAGAGUCUUUCUUUUUCAACCAAACACAAUUGUCACCUUGUGAUUCCCGUCUUAGCCUUGCAAGCACUGCUCAACUUGCAGUGUUUAGGCCUAAGGUCGAUGAAAUUUCUCUACUUACCAUAAACGGUAGCUCUUACUCCCCUGCUACAAAUGGAGAUCAUAUGGUGGCAUUCGCUGGACGAAAAUAUGCAGCAAGAUCACCCCCGGCUUUGAUUACUGAUAAAUCCCACGUUAUAACAAGUUUCACUCUGAUACUUGAAUUCCAGCAGGGUACACUGCAAAAUUUAUUUUGGAAGAGAAGUGGGUGUGGAUCAUGUUCAGGGAAGAAGUCUUUUGUUUGUCUCAACCAACAAGACUGUGCAAUUGAUGUAUCCAAGUGCACUGGCUCUGUUGAUUGCAGCCUUGGAAUUCAGCUGGCUUUCUCAGGCACAGACAAGAACAAUGAGGUUCUCAACUCAUGGUAUGAGGUUAAAAAUCUUCGCCAGUAUUCACUCUUUGGACUUUAUUCUAACCUCAAGGAUUCGAUUUUAAACCAAUUCGACAGUCUUUUCUAAGCAACAAAAAGUGAUCCAUUUAAGGGACUCGUAGUAGUUAUCUCUGUCUACUUUCUCUUUUUUGCUCAUUGUAAUUACAUGAUUUAUUCUAGUCUAUAUUUAUAGAUUUGCUUGCUGUAUGCUAUAAGUCACCUGACGAUUCCUUGUAAAUUGACGGAUUUUGAAUGUCAAAAUCUAAAUCAUCAUAUAUUGACAAGGCUAGUACCUUGAAGUGGAAA
This is a messenger RNA of Papaver somniferum (opium poppy), 1207 nucleotides long. RefSeq lists its product as uncharacterized. Gene Ontology annotation, cellular component: cytosol; nucleus. The transcript has 4 exons. Bases 285 to 989 code for a protein of 234 amino acids. Gene Ontology annotation, molecular function: metal ion binding. NCBI's taxonomy places the organism in Eukaryota, Viridiplantae, Streptophyta, Magnoliopsida, Ranunculales, Papaveraceae. The record is from RefSeq and is a predicted model, not a curated record. Gene Ontology annotation, biological process: protein histidyl modification to diphthamide; tRNA wobble uridine modification.